This is a messenger RNA of Quercus lobata, 1345 nucleotides long. RefSeq names its product DNA ligase-like protein. The coding region runs from base 146 to 781 and encodes 211 amino acids. Lineage: Eukaryota; Viridiplantae; Streptophyta; Magnoliopsida; Fagales; Fagaceae. The transcript has 8 exons. The record is from RefSeq and is a predicted model, not a curated record.
CGCGCUUCAGCGCCUUGCAAAACCUUCACACUUUGAUUCAGUUUCUCAAACCCAUUGCUUCAAAGAGGUCCACAACGCAUUUCCAAAACCAAUCUGAGUCCCCAAAACCCUCACAUUCAGAGCUUCAGUUUCACUGAAAACCACAAUGUCAGCGUCCAAAGCAAAAAGCACCAGGAAGCACCAAAGAUCCGAUUCCGAGUUCGCCGUAUCGGAUAAGCGGAACCGAGUCGAGGACGAUUUCGAUCUCGACCUUUCAAAUGAUAUCAAAGGCAUUAUGUCGGCGCUGCAUCAGAUCAGAGAGAAGGCUCAGAAGGACGGCCAGAAGAAGAAUGAAGAGACUAUUUCUAGUGUGGCCGCUGAUAUCAAGUCAAUGAUUGAUGAGUUGAAGUCAAAAUUUGAAAAGGAUAGACAAAUUUUUGCCAAAGCACUUUCAAAGAGCUCAAAAGAGUGUGAAAAUAGCUUGAAGAAUGAGACAGCCAGGUUCCAAGCACUGUAUGAGAAAUUUUGCAAGGAGAAAGCUUCUCAUCUGCAGGCCUUAAAAGAUACUAUUUCAAAAUUUGAAGAAGAAAAAGAAAAACUAUUCACACGAUAUGAACAACUGAGGAAGAGAGAAAGGAGCAUGAUAACUGAACAAGAGAAAGCUUGUGGUGAUAAAAUUGCUCAAUUGGAGGAGUCAUUGAAAAAGAAGAAGCAGGAUGAUAAAACUUUCAGCAUUCUGAGGAAGACUCUAGGCUCAUUUCUGGGGAAUGCCUCAGAUGAGGAUUUCCCACCUGACGAUUGAAGAUUGCUUCAAUAGGCAGCUGCAAGGUCUUUCGCCUAUGUCAGAAAUGGGCAAAUUAUGAUUUCCUGUCUCUAAGAUGAUCCUUUUAAGUCCUACGCUUUCCACUUCCAUGCAUGAAUUAAACGCAAACUCUAAAAAGUCCUAUUGUUUGGUUAGUUGCUUUGAUGGUUAUGUACAUUCCCCCUCAAAUUCUCAAAUCCUACCAAUUUGGUUUUGUUAAUUCUGUUAACACUUCUAAUAUCAAUUUAGUAUAUAAUUCUUUUAUACCUGAAAGAUUGUUUGCUAUUAAUUUUAUCAAGGUAGUCAAGCUGCUAUGGUCACUGCCAAACUUUAUUUUCCCUUUUUUGCUGUGAUUGUACUGGUGCACUGUUUUUAUUUUACAGGCACCCCUCUUCAAUGGGUGCACAGCAAUGAAUCUAGUAUCACAUCACACAUUAAUUCCUUGGUUUCCUUUCUCUCAUCUCUUCAACUUCCUCUCCUACAUUAAUAUAAUUUAUAACUUUUUAGCUUCCGCACUUUUGGUGGUUUGGCUUAUAUUGCUGUCUAGACAACAUUCCUUGUGCA